AGCCUAUCGCGUUAUCGCCUCUUUACCUUGACGGUCAUCUGCUCCACAAGGGAUCCCAAGACAAAGUACAGCAUCUUUUAGGCACCCUGGAGUGAAAGAAAUAGAGUCAUGACAAUUUAUUCCCAGAUCGGCCGACAAGCCGUAAAGCGGAAAAGCCAUGCCGUUCACUGCCUCACUUGGUGGCAGUGGUACCAGUAGUCGCUUGGCCACCAAGAGUUGUCGUCAUCUCUACCCAUUCCAGAUCACAAAGGUCUCACAACCAGCUCUACUUAACAGUCGCGCUCCCUGGCCUUUGUCUUUUGGCACGCGUGAUUCUUACAUACACAUCAACUUCUUCCACCCGCAAACAUGCCUAUUCUCGAAGCUCGUCAAUACUAUGGUUAUUACAACCGAUGCUACGGCAACAACUGCAACAGCACUUGGAACAGAUGGGGACGCUGGGUGCUUCUCGCCUGCAUAAUUGCUGUCUUCUUCAUCCUGUUCUUCCUCUUCUCGUGCCUGUCCGCCAAAAGACGCCGUAGACGCGGCGCCAACCCCUACUACGGCACUGGAUGGACAGUCCGUCACGGCACGCCUACCUACAACCAGAACGCGCCGCAAACAGCUCAGCCUUACUACGCCAACAACACCACGGCUCCUCACUACAACAACUCCAACAACCCUCCUCCAGCUUACAGCCCUCCUCCCAACACUACCAACUACCAUGGCGGCAACAACAUUGAGCUGCAACAGCCUCAGGCCGCCUACAAUGGCAACUACGCUCCUCCUAAGGACCCUCCUCCGGCCAGAUACUAAGCAAGGUUGAGGGUUGAGGAUCGUUACAACACCCCUCACCACAUGAGACGCUGUAAUGAGGACUGGGAACGGGAUUGGGAUUUGGCGCGGGAACAAUGGCGUUACGGAUGGCGUGGCUUUGAUACCCCAAAACAGCUACGGCCAUGAUGAAGACAAUGGGCUUUUUUUCUAUGUUCUCUCACGAAGGCUGUACUAUUCUAAUAAUGAAAACGUUCAAAUAACCGUCGCUUCUACACCC
This is a messenger RNA of Aureobasidium pullulans EXF-150, 1033 nucleotides long. RefSeq lists its product as uncharacterized. The record is from RefSeq and is a predicted model, not a curated record. Gene Ontology annotation, cellular component: intracellular membrane-bounded organelle. The coding region runs from base 349 to 795 and encodes 148 amino acids. The transcript is spliced from 3 exons. Gene Ontology annotation, biological process: vesicle-mediated transport. Lineage: Eukaryota; Fungi; Ascomycota; Dothideomycetes; Dothideales; Saccotheciaceae.